This is a messenger RNA of Carassius auratus (goldfish), 2137 nucleotides long. RefSeq lists its product as uncharacterized. NCBI's taxonomy places the organism in Eukaryota, Metazoa, Chordata, Actinopteri, Cypriniformes, Cyprinidae. The record is from RefSeq and is a predicted model, not a curated record. The transcript has 3 exons. Gene Ontology annotation, cellular component: nucleus. Gene Ontology annotation, biological process: negative regulation of transcription by RNA polymerase II; nervous system development. Gene Ontology annotation, molecular function: RNA binding; protein binding. The coding region runs from base 518 to 1924 and encodes 468 amino acids.
GAGAGCAUCAGCCAUCAGACAGAGUUGAGAGGAGAGUGGGAGAAACUGAGAGAGAGUAGGAGGAAUGAAAAUGAGAGUUUAUAUGCCAGUCAGCAUCACAACUGGAUGCACAGCAUUUCAUCAGCACAGACCUUUAUGUUAUGUAAAGCAAGGGGUGUCUGGAGAAAUUCUUAGCACUGGAAACCAACCAACAGUUCCCCAGUCAGUGUGAUGCCACAAGUCUCCUCAUCAUUUUACCCAUUACAGCUACUCAAAGAAGUAUUAUACCCUUGUGCUCUCAGCAGAACUAUAAUCGUCCGGCAAGUGCUGAUGCCCCUCAAAAUACCUUCACAGUGUUUUCUAAAACCAUCUCAAAUGGUCUCAUUCUUCCCCUCAUUCUAAGCAAAUUUUCACCAUAAAUAAUGUAAUUUUAUUGAAAUUUCUACACAAGUACUAAACAGUAGUUUCAAAACAGAGAAAGAGAAGGACAGCACAGCGUUUAUGUCAAACGUGAAACUGCACAAUCUUUGUUGUGCUCAUGGCAAAAAAUAAGAGUUCCUCAAUCUUAGAAAAAUGGGAUUCUGCACCAAUUGAACAGUCAUCUGAACCCAUUUUUAAAACCCCUUCUCCGUUUUGGAAUCAGGAUUUGAUAUUCAGAAGAUCUAGACAAGUACGGGAAUCCACACCUGAUGUUGUCACAGGUGGAUUUAACUUUUAUUCUUACAGCUGUGAUCCAGGUCCUGUCACGACCCCAGACCUCUCUUGUGUUAUAGGAGGAAAUCCAAUCCACCCUUCACAGAGUCUGAACUCUCCUAGUAGGAGAUAUCUACCACCUUCAUCAAAAUUACUUGUCACUGACCCAAACAUGCUGCACAGUCUUGGAAGAAGUACUUCAUACUGGAAUUAUUCAACUCCAGAAGUAGGACAUGGACCUGUCAAAGGUUUCAGAAAGCUGGAAAAUCCACAAAUCGACCCAUUGUCAGCUUCAUAUUUUUAUAGAGGGGUUGUUAGGGAUAUGCUAAGAAGCGAUAUUCCAACUGAGGAAGUCAAAUCAUGCAUGCAGAGAGAGAGACCGAGAUAUUCACACUGGUACCACGAACCGCAAAAUCAGAGAAUCUGCUCCAAAAGAGAUCAUGAGAGACAUUACGUGAAAAACAACCCACUUCUAGGUUCUUUAUUACAUACAGAUUCUAAUAGAGAAUAUUUUAAACACAAUAUGGAGUACAACCAUCACCAGCAGCUAGAUUUGAAUUACUCUACUCAUGCUGUGCCUGAAGAAUCAAAGCAGGAAAGUGAAAAGCUAAAGAGCGAGGAGCUCCCCCUGCUGGUCUGGAGAGAAGAAGCAGAAAAACACAAUCAACAAACGAACACUAGCACACACCCUAAAUCCUCCUCUUCUGCCCUGAGGGUUCUCCGUCGCUUUGCAGAAGGCUCUUUGGUGGAGCUUGAGGGCGGUCGACUGAAGCGGGUGGAGGAUUUAAAGAUGGAUGAUUUGGAGAGGUGUGCUCAAUUACAUCCUGAGCUGACGCUGAGGCGUUUCACUGUGUUGAAGAUGACACCUUCAAACACGCCAACGCUGUCAUGUUUACAUCUGGAGAUUGAGCACGACCAUUCACAGUUGUCUCUGGAGGUGAGUGAAGGGCUGCCUUUCUUCGUUUGUGGGCACGGCUGGUCUUCCUGUAACCCUCGACACACAAGUCAAACCUGCAGACUACAAUGCCGUCAACUAAAGGUGGGUGAUGUGUGCCUGGCACUAACGCAGAUGCCCACCUCUUCAUCUCAGCCUGCCAUCCAGAGCCUAGCUGAAGUGGGUGGAGAUCACACAGUCCCAAAGUUUAAUGCCGAAACCAACCCCACACUGCAGAAAGAAACUAAAUCAAGAAAGAGACACUUCACAGCUCCUGAACUCAGGGAAAUUUCCAAGGUACGCCACACCGAAGACUGAGCAGCUAAAGGAUAAAUCAUUUACUGUGGAAUUAUAACAAAACAAAACAAACAGAAAAAUCUCAGACUUACAUUUAAAACAGUUUUUAAUUGUACAUAAGUCUUUGUACAUUGUAAAUACCAUCUUUUUAAAGCAAAUAUGUGUACAUAGUAACUGCAAUGUUACCAAAUCAAUUACACUACCGUUCAAAGGUUUAGGGUCAGUGAGUUUAUU